AUGUUCACCCGGCUUGUUUGCAUCAGUGAUUAUGAACAACAUGCUAAAUCCAUACUUCCAAAGUCUAUAUAUGACUAUUAUAAAUCUGGGGCAAAUGAUCAGGAAACCUUGGCUGAUAAUAUUGCAGCAUUUUCCAGGUGGAAACUUUAUCCACGAAUGCUCCGGAACGUUGCUGAAAUAGACCUGUCGACUUCUGUUUUAGGGCAGAGAGUCAGCAUGCCAAUCUGCGUUGGGGCUACUGCCAUGCAGCGCAUGGCUCACGUGGAUGGGGAGCUUGCAACUGUGCGAGCUUGCAGGUCACUGGGAACGGGCAUGUUGUUGAGCUCCUGGGCCACCUCCUCAAUUGAAGAAGUGGCAGAAGCUGGUCCUGAGGCACUUCGCUGGCUGCAGCUGUACAUCUACAAGGACCGUGAGGUUACCAAGCAGCUGGUGCGGCGGGCUGAGUGGAUGGGCUACAAGGCCAUAUUUGUGACAGUGGACACACCUUACUUGGGCAACCGCUUCGAUGAUGUGCGUAACAGGUUCAAACUGCCACCCCAACUCAGAAUGAAAAAUUUUGAAACCAAUGAUUUAGCAUUUUCUCCCAAGGAAAAUUUUGGAGACAACAGUGGACUUGCUGCAUAUGUGGCUAAAGCAAUAGACCCAUCUAUCAGCUGGGAGGAUAUUAAAUGGCUGAGAAGACUGACAUCCCUGCCCAUUGUUGCAAAAGGCAUUUUGAGAGGUGAUGAUGCCAGGGAGGCAGUUAAACAUGGUUUGGACGGGAUCUUGGUGUCAAAUCAUGGGGGUCGACAGCUCGACGGGGUGCCAGCCACUGUUGACGUUCUGCCAGAAAUUGUGGAGGCUGUGGAAGGGAAAGUGGAAGUCUUCCUGGAUGGGGGUGUACGGAAGGGGACCGACAUUCUGAAAGCUCUGGCCCUGGGAGCCAAGGCUGUGUUUGUGGGGAGACCGAUCAUUUGGGGCCUGGCUUUGCAGGGAGAGAAAGGCGUUCAGGAUGUCCUUGAGAUACUGAAGGAAGAAUUCUGGUUGGCCAUGGCUCUGAGUGGGUGCCAGAAUGUGAAAGUCAUCGACAAGACAUUGGUGAGGAAAAAUCUUUUGGCCGUUUCCAAGAUCUGA
This is a messenger RNA of Lagenorhynchus albirostris (white-beaked dolphin), 1113 nucleotides long. RefSeq names its product hydroxyacid oxidase 1 (gene HAO1). The record is from RefSeq and is a predicted model, not a curated record. Gene Ontology annotation, molecular function: FMN binding; oxidoreductase activity. Lineage: Eukaryota; Metazoa; Chordata; Mammalia; Artiodactyla; Delphinidae. The transcript has 8 exons. The coding region runs from base 1 to 1113 and encodes 370 amino acids.